Molecule: messenger RNA, 1122 nt
Organism: Labeo rohita (rohu)
Lineage: Eukaryota; Metazoa; Chordata; Actinopteri; Cypriniformes; Cyprinidae
Gene: sox21a
Product: SRY-box transcription factor 21a
Exons: 1
Coding region: 305-1021 (238 amino acids)
Biological process (GO): cell differentiation; regulation of DNA-templated transcription; anatomical structure morphogenesis
Molecular function (GO): RNA polymerase II cis-regulatory region sequence-specific DNA binding; DNA-binding transcription factor activity, RNA polymerase II-specific
Source: RefSeq, a predicted model, not a curated record
UCUAAGCAGUGAUGAGCAUUUAAAACCCAGAUUACUUCAGAGACUGCCAUACACACAGUGCGUCCAUGGAUAACAACUCCAACUACGGGGACUUGUCUGAAGAGAAAAAUAUCUGAUUUUUGCAAGUCACUUAAAUUUGACAAAUAGUCAAAACUUAUUUCUACGCCUAGAUUUUCAGAUUUUGGUGCCAUGUUACAAAGGUAACACAGCCAGGUCUGACUGAACUGUACGUCGAAGGAACUUUUCAGUGCUGCUUCCCGUGGACUGAACUGAAAAAGGAGCAGAAGUGGAAACAGCUUCAGAAAUGGCAAAGCCUAUGGACCAUGUUAAACGUCCCAUGAACGCUUUUAUGGUGUGGUCGAGAGCCCAGAGACGGAAAAUGGCACUGGACAACCCGAAGAUGCACAACUCUGAGAUCAGCAAACGCCUUGGCGGUGAAUGGAAACUCCUGUCGGACUCUGAAAAAAGACCUUUUAUUGACGAGGCCAAACGCCUUAGAGCCGUUCACAUGAAAGAACACCCGGAUUACAAAUACAGACCGCGGCGAAAGCCCAAAAACUUGAUUAAAAAAGACCGGUAUCAUUUUAAUGUGACGUACAAUCUGGGUGACAGCGACCCGUUGAAAAGUGCGCGUCUACCCGGUGACGCACUCACGGACUCGCUGAGCGCGGAGAAAACGUCGGUCGCCGCUGCUACUCGGGUGUUUUUCAGUCACCACCUGUCCGCCAGCCCAUAUCCGUUUCUCGACCUCACCUCCAAAGUUUCGGAAUUACCCCCUGCGCCUUUCCCACAUUACUCAAUGCUCGGGUAUCCUGGUGGAGUCUCCGCGUUUCCCGGGAUGGGGGUUCUGGCCGGUGCGCCACACGCUCACCCGUCUCCGGGUAACCCGGGCCACAUGUUGCCCUAUAACUGCCUGGGCUGGCCGGGUUCUGGACCUGCUGUUCCUUCCUCUUACGUGCUUUUACCAGGAAUGACCAAAGCUCAACAUGAACCUUAUCUGACGUACGCUGCGACGAUAUGAUUGGAAAUUAAAGGACCACAAUGUUCAUGUGGUAGAAGGUCACGUGCACUUGUUUAAAGCUUUUGCGUUUUGUAAAAAAUAAAUAAAUGUUUAAAAUAUUA